This is a messenger RNA of Funneliformis caledonium, 852 nucleotides long. The record is from the annotation of a GenBank genome assembly. NCBI's taxonomy places the organism in Eukaryota, Fungi, Glomeromycota, Glomeromycetes, Glomerales, Glomeraceae.
AUGACGACAAUUCUUAAGAACGCGAAUGAUCAUUAUUCAAACGAAUCACAUCCGACAGCUAAUCCAGGUCCAUUAGCUCUAAGUGCAUUUGCGAUGAAUACAUUUGUAUACUCGUUAUAUCUGGCCCAAGCUGCCGGAGUAAAAAAUUCAUCAGUCGGCUUAGGUUUAGCUUUGUUUUAUGGUGGCGUAAUUCAAGUCCUUGCUGGUAUGUGGGAAAUGAAACAAGGGGAUACUUUUCAUGGCACAGUAUUUAGUUCUUAUGGCGGAUUUUGGAUAUCUUUUGGAUUUAUCAAUUUUGAAGGAUCCGGUAUAAUAAAUAAUUACAAAGGAGAUACUGAAAUGUUUAGUAAUGCUCUCGGGGUCUAUCUUGUAGGUUGGACAAUAUUUACCUUUUUCAUGUGGCUUUGUGUCCUACGAACAAAUUGGUGUAUAAUUACUGCUUUAUUUUUAUUAUUCAUCACUUACGUACUUCUCACUAUUGGCGCUUUUACUGGAAAUGACACCUUUGAUCGUAUCGGUGGUGUAAUUGGAGUUGUGGUUGCUUUUAUUGCUUGGUAUAUGGCUCUCGCGCAACUAAUGAACAAAGAAAUGACUUAUUUCACCCUAUCGCUUUUCCCAAGAUUUCCUCCUAUUCAAAACGAGGAUGCUACGACUUAUACAUUCGAGGUCGACCCAAUGACUUGCUCAGGCUGUACAAAAGCUGUUGAAAAAGCAUUAAAGAACCUCGGAGGUGUGGAUUCAAUUAGUUUCAAUCUUGAAAAAAAGAUCGUAACCGUUGAAACCGAAAGAUCUCCUAAUGAAAUUAUCGAAGCAAUCAGCAAAACAGGGAAAACAGCCGUUACAAAAUCUUAA